GAGAUUUGGAAAAUGGCAGCAAAGGUGUGUAGUAUCUGUAUCUCUUCUUCUUCUUCUCUUUCCACCCUACCUUCACUCUUCUUCCCCUCCAAAUCAUCGUCACCUCCUCCUAUCUGUUGCACCCUCUUUCAGUCACCACACAGGAAGAGGCCUCAGUCUCAGCGUUCCAAAAUUCGUGCGAAACUAGGUGGUGGAGAUGGAGAUGUGAAGCCAGCAGGGAAGAAAAAGUUCAUCACUAGAGAAGAAGAACCACAGCAGUAUUGGCAGACAGCAGGAGAGAGGGAGGGGGAGAACCCCAUGAAGACUCCUCUGCCCUACAUUAUCAUUUUUGGUAUGUCGACACCCUUUGUCAUCUUAGCGAUUGCUUUUGCUAAUGGUUGGAUCAAGGUGCCUGUGCGGUGAUCAUGAGCUGACUAAUUAUUCAGGCCGGCCGCCGGCGACUAGCAUUUCAACAACUCAAUAUUAAUCCUUCUUCAUUCCAUGUUAUAUAUGUAAAUCCGAUGUCAUACUACCGGAUACCAACUUCAACAUCUGUUUGCGCAUAUUUGUUUCUUUAUGGAUCGAUCCCAUUUUUCCGCCA
Nelumbo nucifera (sacred lotus) is the source of this 580-nucleotide messenger RNA. RefSeq lists its product as uncharacterized. Lineage: Eukaryota; Viridiplantae; Streptophyta; Magnoliopsida; Proteales; Nelumbonaceae. The record is from RefSeq and is a predicted model, not a curated record. Gene Ontology annotation, cellular component: chloroplast.